AUGGUCAAAGGUUCAGGAAUAAUUGAAAAAAAUAGACUAAGCUUUCAGUCUUAUAAAAAUCUAAGCAAUAGUCUAAAAAAGGAACACUUUGAAGGAUUUUCAAAUGUGAAAAAAUUAAUUUUAUCCCAUAACGGUUUAACUAAUAUAUCAUCUGAUUUCUUUAGAAAUUUUCCUAAUUUGAGAUUACUUGAUUUGUCUGAAAAUUAUCUAGUUUUAAGCAAAGAUACUUUUAAUGAAACUUGGAAUCUUGAUAAACUUCUUCCAUUAGAAUUGUUUCAAAAUAAUAAAAAAUUGAAAAGAGUAUCAUUUACCAAUAAUAAAGCAUUAUUACCAACAUUGACGGGUGAUCUUUUAACCGAUCUAGAAAAUCUUGAAAUAAUACAUUUAGAAGGAAAUAGAUUUAGGAGUCUACCAGAAAAUCUUUUCUGGGGUUCAACAUCAUUAAAAUACAUCGAUUUAAAUGAGAAUUCUCUUGAAGAAUUACCCGAAUUAAUAUUCUUUGAGCUAAUAGAAAUUGAAUAUCUCUUAUUAAGUCGCAAUCUGAUUAAGAUGCUUCCCGAUGAAAUUUUUAAAUAUCUGAAAUAUUUAGAAGUACUCGACUUGUCUUAUAAUCGUAUCGUUUACGUUCAAAGAAUUCUAUUAGAAGGUUUGACAUCGUUAAGAGAACUUAACAUGGAAGGAAAUAGAUUGAUAUAUAUUCAUAGUGAAGCAUUUGCGGAUGACUUUGUUUUUACGUCGAACAAUUUUGUAGCUGAUCUAAGGCAUAACAAUAUAAAAAAAUUUUUACUAACGAAUAUCGAAGAGUUGGCAAUAUAUAUUACUGAAAAACGUCAUGUCAUUGUUCACGUUGAAAAUAACCCAUUAUCAUGCGAUUGCAGUUUAUAUGACGUUGUGCGUUAUUUGAACGAUGAUAUGCCUAUUACUGUUUAUAAUUUCUUAGAAAUUACAUUGGGAAACUUAAAGUGUGUGAAACCUAAUGGAAUACUAGGGCCGAGAAUUAGAAAGUUGGAUUUUAAAAAAUACCCAUGUCCCGAGGAUGAAUUCUUUAAAAUUGACAAAAAGUGUCAAACUAUGUGUAUCUGUACUAUACGACCAUUACCAAAAACUAUCCAAGUAUUAGAAUUACAUAAUAAUCGUCUAUCAAGAAUGAGUCCCAGAGUGAGUGAAUUUUUGCUUAAUCAAAAUUACAAAGAAUUAACUUUGAGCGGGAAUCCAUUUAUAUGUGAUUGCAAUGCUAAAUUUUUAUAUGCAAUUGUUUUGAAAAAGCAAGAUACUUAUAAAGAUCUAAAAAAUGUAAAAUGUAAGGGCCAGAAUAUUACUUUAGUUGAUAUGACUAUUAAGCAAUUGUGUCCAUCCAAUGUUUCACCUGAAAAAAUCAUCAAAACUGUGGAAUAA
Molecule: messenger RNA, 1395 nt
Organism: Polistes dominula (European paper wasp)
Lineage: Eukaryota; Metazoa; Arthropoda; Insecta; Hymenoptera; Vespidae
Product: platelet glycoprotein V-like
Source: RefSeq, a predicted model, not a curated record